Molecule: messenger RNA, 2257 nt
Organism: Patiria miniata (bat star)
Lineage: Eukaryota; Metazoa; Echinodermata; Asteroidea; Valvatida; Asterinidae
Exons: 3
Coding region: 732-2186 (484 amino acids)
Source: RefSeq, a predicted model, not a curated record
AAGUGAGCCCUCUCUUGACUCACUCCUUCCCAUUGAAGCAUGCAUCCCCCUCGCUCGUUGAUGAGAUUGUGUGAGCGUGCUGUGGUUGACACCUUACCGUAGCAUAAUGACUAUUGGCACCACAGUCAUGUUGCACAGCUUUCGUCGUUUUAACAUACGAGUAUCCGAUGACCUGCUAACUAAGGGGAGACGAGGGUGAAACAGAAGAGGAGUUGAGUGAGUCAUGUUGACCGGACUUGGACCUUGACCCAACGUUAUCGUCAUCGUUACCUCAUUACUAUCAUCGCUAUGGAUAUGCAUGGAUGCUAUUCCUGCAAUAAGUACCGGUAGAUAGAGAGGGAGAUGUGCCGUACUGGACAAUUACUAAGAAUUGUUUCCUGUGGUCACUGUCCUGCUGCCGACCCACAUUUACCCUCGGAUUAUUUGUUGUGGGCGACGUAGAGUAAUCAGAGUAGCUUCCUGUACAAGGAGAGUUGUGAUUGCCACGAGCCAAUAAUUAUGUCGCAGUCAACAUUCGUGCUACAGUUAGCUUUUUGGAGCUGAUCCAAUUGAUGUUUACAGCCCCGGAUUACUUGUCAUCAGCAAUGUUGGUGUAUGAGUCGUAUUGAACUGAGAGUACGUUUGCUUAAUUGGAUCGCCAAUCGGUGCAAGAUAUUAUCGAUGUAAAUUUUUUACUUGGAUGAGUAAGCGAUCAUGGGAUUUGGAUCGAUGCGGUAAUUGUGUGAGACCAGAUGGCGCAAAUCUGCUCAAGACAGGGCGUGCUGGACAUGGAGGUACCGGUGUCGAUAGGGAUGGACACGGUGCCAAAAGCCUCACAGAGGAGAAAGAUACCAGGCCGACCGGUUCGGACGCUUACCCGCUCUGAGCCGUGCAUUGGAACCUCAGCCUGGGUCCAAGGUGCUACGCAAGGUUCGGUGCUGACUGAGAGAACCAACGGUCAGGAUCUUGUCGGCAACACGGACAUUGGUAUGAGACACCUGAAUCCCAGGGGGUGUGGCGGCGUCGGUCCCCCCAGGGCCAGCACCGAAGGGCAGAUACUAGCUGUACAGCAACACCUCGCAUGGCUAGAGGAGAAGCUUCAUGAAUUACAGAAGCUAUCCGAGAAUUCCGAAGGGAAUAAGAACGUGGGACGAAGCAGGGAGGAUCAGGUCUCAUCCAACUACUACUGCAUUACUCAGGGUGUCGACUCCAACCCAGAAACCUCCCAGAGCAACUCUCCAGAAAACGGCGACGACGUUAUGCUCAGACUAAUGAACGGCAAAGAGAACGGACUCUGCUCCAACAACAACAACGGACAAAAGAGGAAAGUGUCGCAAGGGGUGUCCACCACCAAAGCUAUUCCACCGAUGGUCAGAAUUGAUUCUCUGGACGCUCCAAACAACGUCUCCACUGUACUCCUCGGGGAUCGAUACCAGCCCUACGGGGCUACUGUUUCCAACUAUGCAUUCCGAAAUAGGUUGGAUUCAUCCAGUUUAGGGACAGUGUCCUCAAUGUCUCGGUCGCCCUCCCCUCGGGUUCGUCUCCGUGGCCUGGAUCAUACAGAUGCAGCUAGUACCAUAUCAGCUUCUACCUCUUCUAAUCCAUCCCCAACAUCCCAAGACGAACAUAUCCCCAUGCGGCCAAUCGGGUUCGGCCAUGCCAUGUCCAUAUUCGGCCCCGAGGGGGGCAACAUGGUAGGGGAGGACAUCUGGGAGUUUGACGGCUGCGACGAGAACGCCCGAUCCACUUCCACCCACACGCCAUCCGGUGUAGAAUCGCUAAGCUCUGCCGUUACCCCCAACCAGCCUCCUGCAGCCUCAAACUCCCCGUUCCAGAGGCCGCAAGGAAUGGACUGUCUAAACAUUGACAGUUGGAGCUUGGAUAUCAGUAGCGGUGUACCGCCGAGCCCUGCGCUCUCCACCAUGAGUGAUGGCGGUUACCAGGCAAUUAACAGGGUACCAGCAUCCGAGAUCCAAGAGCAUCCAUUAAAGAGACUGAACUCUCAAUCACAAGCUACCGGGACCCCGUCGCCAAGAUCUCUCAAGCCAACUUUCUCUUUCACGUCCUCUAUCCUCUCCAAGGCAAAGGCACGAAUCACAGGACGUGCAGUUAAGAAAGAUCAACGUCUGGUGCAGGAGAUGGGUAACCGCAAAAAGACAUCGUCGGGUCUGAAUAGUCUCUCCUCCGAUAACCCAGGUCUGCUAUGAUAGUCCGGCUCUCAGUUGCAUAGUAGACGUGCGUGUGUGCUCAUAAAAAUACAACAGAUAAACAAAGUUUU